Messenger RNA from Lethenteron reissneri (Far Eastern brook lamprey), 3945 nucleotides. Its product is annotated as barrier-to-autointegration factor-like. The record is from RefSeq and is a predicted model, not a curated record. Gene Ontology annotation, molecular function: DNA binding. Lineage: Eukaryota; Metazoa; Chordata; Hyperoartia; Petromyzontiformes; Petromyzontidae. Gene Ontology annotation, cellular component: condensed chromosome; nucleus. Gene Ontology annotation, biological process: chromosome organization.
GAGGGCGAUGGAGGACUUUCGCCCUCCACGCCAGGAUGUGUGUGGGGUUGGAUAAUAACCACACACACCAGGCCGUCCCGGGUUCUCUUCUUCCCAAGCGCUGCUGUUGCUUUCCGCGACUGACCGGAAGGACUUGCCAUCAAGCAUCCUGGAGCUCGACACGUGAUGUCAUCAAACUCGGAGAAGCACAGAGCCUUCAUCUCGGAGCCCAUGGGAGAUAAACCCGUGACGGAUUUACCCGGAAUUGGUCCGACACUCGGUUCUCGCCUCCAGAAAGAAGGACUGGACAAGGCAUACAAGUUGCUGGGCCAGUACCUACAGAUGGGCAAGAAAGAGGAGAGUUUUAAGAAGAAGCUCAAGGACACGUUUGGAGCCGACGACGAGCAGGCGUCUGCGUGCUACGCGUGCCUGAAGGAAUGGUCCAACAAUCACCUGUAGCCAUGUGACCGUGGGGAGGUCACUCAGCUACAGGUGUUUUCUCCUUCAGCCCUGCACGGACACUGGGUUGCAUGACGUGCGAUCACCUCACUCCAAUGGACAACCAUCAACUUGAGUUGGCCCGAUCUCAACCAGAACUCGAGUCGGUUAACAAGCGGUUGGCGUUUACAUGAUUUCCGGAGUUCAGAAGUGGAUCUGGCAUGGUCCAAUAAUCUAAAGAUUUUUUAAAUAGGGCUCCCACAUUAAUAACCAAAAAAAGUCAAUGUAUAUUCCCCGUGAAUACCAAUUAAUGAAAUACCAAUUUUCGCCCCCUGCCCCUCCACCGUCGAUCUGCCACUGUCAGCGCUGUUAAAGUAAUGUGAGUGGAGCUGGGUUUCCCCAGGAAUUUGUACUUGUGCUCGGCCCAAAUUCGGUGGUGAGUGUGACAUCUGAAUCGAUCGCAGUGAGCAGCGUGGUGGUGAAGUAUGGUUAAUUAACUACCGUUACAGCAGUGAAUUGGCAAAUUGUGAUAAGUUAUUAUUUUCAUACACCGAAUGUAUUCAUAUGGAGCGCAUAAAUUCCACAGCUCAACGAUUUUCACUAAAUAUAUAUUUUCCAGUAUUGCUUGUGGUGUUUUGGAAAAAAUAGUACUUGUGAAUUAAUUUCUCUCGUAUUCUCAUUCACCGGAUGGAAUGAGUGAUGCAAUCAGUGCACGUGCAGGUGCGAGGUGGAUUGGCGCAUCUCAGGGCUGUGAGACAUGGCGGUGAUAGACUCCCUUGAGUCCAUCUAGCAGUAGAUAGAAAAUAUCUGUUUAUGGUAAUGAUGAUGAUGUACCACAAGGUGGCGAGCGCUGUUCACAAUUAAGAAAAAUCGUGUACAGCCACUUGAGGGCGCCAGAGAUUAAGGGUGAAGUGAAUGGUUUCGAGGUGGCCUGGUCGAGGCAUGUGAGACAUGAUGUGGUUAGGGCAAUAAGAAUGAGUUUGGUGGAGAGAAACAGACGCAGUAGGUGGACUCAGAACUGCAGUGCCACUCAACCCCAUCAUGAGCAAUUGAAUUGAACCAGUGCUUGGGAUUCCAUAACUUUGUACACGUGCAUGAGCAGCCCAUGUUGUCAAUCAACUGCUGGAUUAGGGACUUGCCCACGUCGUGUGGGUCAUGGAGGUUAUGUGACCACGCUUGGUUCAGUGUGGGUUGGUGCAGGCCGGAAGCAGAGACAUGCGAACGAGUUGGUGAAACUGACGGUUGUUGGAGCGUCACGGUCGGGAGAUGUUAACGACCUCGCCUCGUAUAGAGGUCGUGGGUUCGAUUCCGACCUUGACGUCUGUAUAUUUGGAGUUUGCAUGUUCUUCCCUUGGUCGCGUGGAUUUUUCUCCGGCUCCUUCGGUUUUUUUCUUUCCACAUUUAGAAACAUGCGUUAAGAGUAAUUUGGCUGCUAUUCAUUUCCACAUGAUAAGCCACUUCGUUGAGCUAUCAUUUGUGGCCAGGUCGUUUCUGAAAAAGAGCUAUAUAGCUCAGUGGGCCUUACCUGGUACAAAUGAAAAUAGGAAUAGUUUAAAUAGUUUUCUGUAUGUAUGUUUAACUUCUUUCUCACCGUACGUAGCCAACCGUGCUAAUCGGGGGGGCAUUGCCAUCUGCUGUUCACCUUGUAGCCACGCAGCCUUCAUUGUGGGAAAUAAAAAAAAUGUUUGCAUCGCUCAAAACGCACGGCAAUUGUCGCCAAACCUUGUACAUGUUUUCACCUUUGCCUCUCCCCACAGCACAUCCCACACACUGUUUACAACCAUUUUUGAAACGCCCAUAAUGCUUUGCGCAAAACAACCAGAUGUCACAAUCCACAUCGCACAUUUUCAGCUGCAAUCUCCAUUUGCUUUUCGAUGAUGUCGAACCUUGAACAAACGUAAUUCAAUACAGUACUUUGUUUAUAAACACGUGAUAGCCCAUUUGGCACGAAAAUAUCUCGUUCAAGUGCAAGUGAUUCCAUUGCAUAUGGCACAACACUCAAUAUAAAUAGAAUUAUCCAUACAUUCUGAUGAAGGACCUUCCCAACAAAGGGUCUUGCAACUCAUGAAUAUUGAACGCCUCCUUUUUACAUGGAACUAUGUUUUCUCCAGUCUUUUAACCCAUUCCACCUGGGUCUGCCCCUUGACCUGCUGGCAAGCCGUAGCCAUGCCACGUGUCUGCAAGGUGCACCGAGCUCUGCACAAGGGCAAUGUGAUGUGAAGGCCAUUUAGUGAUGAACGGGGACUCAUCUUUGUGUCCUGUGCGUUGGCUGUGUUUGCACUGUGUGUUGUGUAGAUCUGGGGAUAUCCCGUUGUUUAAGAAAUCGAUUGCUCGACAAAUGAUCGGUUUUGCUUCGGUUCCCACACGUGCCCCGAGAACGGGAGGUGAUAAUGGGCCGGAUUUGGUGAUGUCAUUGGCAUCAUUGGGAGAGGUCCAAGACCGAUUGAAACAUCACUCGCCACUCACUGAUGAUGACCGUGGCCGCGAAUCGAAUUCAAGUCGCCAGGUUCAUAGCACAAUGCGCUAACCACUGCAUUGGAUUUUCGCUGUACCCCUCAUAGAAGAAGAAGAAGGCGUUUUGUUUUGAAAAUCUCAAUCUCAUCUGUUCCCAUGUGACCUCGGAUAACGCUCCUUAUCCUAUGGAGUUUAUUUAAAAGCGUUUGUCGUAAAACGUAAUUUACGUCUUUUGCAAGUCAUCACUCACGCAGCCCAGUUGUGUUUGAAUAAUCAAACCAAUUCCAAGUGCGUACGCCGCUUCUCCGCUCUCGACGCUGAUCCAGCGGUAGAGAUUCCACUUUCUUGUAUCGGGGAUCGGUCUGUCCAAGCAAGAACCGCUUUUGACUUUUCACAAAGCAAAGAGAUACUAAUGCAAUUUGUGAGAACUGUUUCCAGUGGGGGGAACCCCCCCUACCUACAAAGUGGACGUUAUAUAAUCUGAACUGUAUUGUAUUGUACACUUUGAGUCUGCGUAUUGUGCAAGAUGUACAUUAUCUGUACGCGUGGCUCGUGCGUUCGUGUGGAGCGCACGCACGGGUUAAAUCCCCACGUGACCCGUGCGGGUAGCAGCACGGGGUUUGCUCUGCUAGAACCAGAACACAUCGCCAGCACGACACGCCAGCAUUUCCUCCGGCCCAACGCACAGACACAAGCGCUCAACACCUCAUCUGCCCACCAGCCCGACCAGCUGCCCAACGCCAGUUCUAUUUGGGGUGAAAAGACCGGGUUGGCAAAUUUAGCCGGGGAGUCGAACCUCGAUGGCUCUGGCUCGCUGGUCAGGGCUAGGUUGAGGCCAGUUAGCUCCUGGCUCGUGACCAGAGCCACGUACGCACGCGUGAGGGAUCUGGUUAAAGCCAUUCAUGGUAGUAUUUGGGUUAUUCUACCUCCCAUGUAUGGAAUUGUGGAUGCACCCGAGAUGCCCUCCUCUCCGUAAUGGUCAGAGGUGUUUAGCGUUGCAUUGCGUGUCCUGUGCCACUGCGGCAGUGUCCUGUAACUUGCUUGUUUUGUAAAAGUUCUACAUAUUCCCAUGCA